Coniophora puteana RWD-64-598 SS2 is the source of this 483-nucleotide messenger RNA. RefSeq lists its product as uncharacterized. The transcript has 2 exons. Bases 1 to 483 code for a protein of 160 amino acids. NCBI's taxonomy places the organism in Eukaryota, Fungi, Basidiomycota, Agaricomycetes, Boletales, Coniophoraceae. The record is from RefSeq and is a predicted model, not a curated record.
AUGCCCGAGCAGCGCGCUAGGAGGCUCUGUAUAUGUCCUCACCACGUAUCUGGACUCCCCAGGGACAUGAGCCAUACCGAAUUUUACCGCCAUAUCGAAGGCUAUGAUGAAAGGAAUAAGAAUAUACUGAAGACUUACAGCCAUAACCUCAAAGCUACCGGCCCUUUCCCUCAGAUGCCGCGUAAUCCAGCACGCAUACAGUCGACCAAUAGAGCUCCUGAGACGUCCGACGACGCAGCGAACGUACGCGAGAGCCAACGCGCUCGUGUGGAGGAAAUUGAGGACGAGGAUAUGUCCCCACCUCCACCUCCACCUCGAGAUCCUGACGAUAUUAUCAUGCGCGACGCCGACGAAGAGGAAGAGCCUGAAAUAAAUAAGCCCGAGGGAGACGAUCCGCUGCAGGACUACCAGGACUUCGAUACCCACCUCCCCGACCCUAUCCCGACCCAGAUAUUGAAGAACUCACCGCUAGCGCUCGUAUAG